UUCACAUUAAACCACGUGCCCCAGAUCCAAUAUGCGUAUUCAUGUACCGUUAUUCGCUUAUCUGAUAUCCAUUAUUAUUGUGUGAUCGUUAAAAAAAUUAACAUUAAACGUGCAAAAUCAGAUUAGCCCAAAGUUUUCGGAUGCGUAAUUCAAAGCCCGUUCCCUGUAUUCGUAUUCCGCUCCCACAAUCCCUCUGUAAUUCCAGGGUGGGCUCGCUACACAGUGAGCUUGUUUUGUUUCGUAUACGUGUUCGGAAGCUGGGCCUCAGAUAGUGCGACUCUUGAAACGAGAGCUUCAUUCAGGCUCGCUGGACUUUCAUUUUAAUAGCUGCAGCGUGACAUCCGUGCGAGGAGGAGAAGGCGGUUCUGCAUACCGGCUCGCCACCCGAUCCCUGAGCCAGCUCGUCAGAGGGAGAGGGUCGCCGGGAAUUUCUUAACGGAAGUGAGGCUUCGUAUCCAGCAGUGCCCGCUUGUCAUCAGAGGACCAGCCGCUGAGCCGAGUGGAGGGGCAGCAGUGCGGUGCAGUGAAGUGCCGUGCAGAGCCGUCAGGACACCGUAGGAGGAAAGCAGCCCCCGUCCGUUAGCAUGGUGCAGAAAAACAGACAGACGUACGCCUGUGUUACAAAGAUGUUGACCUAAAGUGAAUGCAAUAGAUGAAUGCCAUAAGUUUUGUGUGCCACCAUCUUCUAUAGGGAAAUGGAACUUUCAGAAGAAAAUGUGGUGUGCUCCACUCUGCUUUACCAAGCUCUGUAAUCUAAGAAAAUUAUAAAACCUUAAACUGGGCUCAUUAGGAGACCUUCCAAAGACCAGGAAGAAACCCAAGUGGAUAUUUAGUCAUCACCCAGAAUACAACCAUGGAUCUCUUGUCAAUCAGUAUUAAGAAAGAGAGUGACUUAGAGUAUGGAGAAUACAAAGAGGACAUUACUGAUCUGAACAUUUCAGCUGCUAUUAAAGUCGAGAUUCCAAAUUUGCAGUCUGACGAGGACGACAUCGCCACAAAUCAGGAUUCUGAAACCAAAGUAGAGUGUAUUGAUUGGAGGCUAGAGCCAGGAAAGAAGGAGCCUAGUCCCAUCAAAGAGAUUGUCCGUAAUGAUCUACCUGACCAAGAUCUUAAAGUCUGUAGCACUACAGAACGAAAAAUUAAAACAAUUAGUUGUCGUCAGAAUGGGGAUACAAACAAGCAGAAAUCUGACACUCAGACACCUCAAAUGAUAAUAGUGUCUGGUGAAAAACGAUAUAAAUGUUCUAGCUGUGGGAAGGCAUUCAGUCAUUUAUCUCGCCUGAAAACACACCUGAGAGUCCACACCGGAGAAAAACCGUAUAGUUGCACUGAGUGUAGCAAAACCUUCGGUCAUUUAUCCCACUUAAAAAUACACCAGAGGAUUCACACGGGAGAAAAACCCUUCGGUUGUGCCGAAUGCAGCAAGACGUUUAGCCAGCUGAAUCACCUCAAAAGACAUCAGAGGAUUCACAGCACUGAAAAAUCGUUUAAAUGUUCUGAGUGUGGUAAUAGUUUCCAUCGGUUAUUAACCCUUAAAAUACACCAAAGGAGCCACUUGGGAGAUAAGCCAUAUAUUUGUUCUGAAUGUGGGAAGUCCUUCAGUAAGUUUUCCAACCUUAAAACACACCUGAGAACUCACACAGGAGAGAAGCCCUACAGUUGUGUGGAGUGCUCAAAGACCUUUAGUCAAUUAAAUCACCUUAAAAGACACCGGAGAAUUCACACAGGAGAGAAACCGUAUAGUUGCGCCGAAUGUGGCAAUGUUUUUAGCAGGUCACUGACGCUUAAAAUGCACCAGAGGAUCCACACGGGAGAGAGGCCCUACGUGUGUUCUGAAUGUGGCAAGACCUUCAGUAAGGUGACCAAUCUUCAGACCCAUCAGAGGAUUCACACUGGAGAGAAACCAUAUAGUUGCAAAGAAUGCGGAAAGACCUUCAGCCAGUUAACUCACCUUAAAGCUCAUCGGUGGAUUCACGUCGGAGAGAAACCGUACAACUGCCUUGAUUGUGGGAAGUCCUUCAGCCGAAUGUUGACCCUUAAAACUCACCAGAGAAUUCACACGGGAGAAAGGCCUUACGUUUGCCCAGACUGCGGCAAAACGUUUAGCGAAUUUACCAACCUUAAUACCCACUUGAGGAUUCAUACAGGUGAGAAGCCAUACAGUUGUGUUGAAUGUGGGAAGGGCUUCAGUCAGUCAGCCCACCUAAAAGCACAUCAGUGGGUUCACACGGGAGAGAAACCAUACCGUUGUACCGAAUGUGGGAAGUCGUUCAUUCACUUAUUAAGUCUUAAAAGACACCACAGCCGAUGCCACAUGAUCAUGCUAAAUGCGAUGGAAUCUUCAGUGACUUACUGAACAUUUCUUUAAAGUGUACCAGAUUGCCAUCUGAGUAGUCCUCGCUUCUCCAGGAGUUAAAUAGCUAUAAAGUUUCACACAAUUAGAAAAUUUCAGUUUCUAAAAUUAGCUAUGAAACUGGGACAAUAAUCUUUUUAUUUUAUUAGAGCAUGAAUUAAAGUUUGCAUGCAGGGCCUCCAUGGGAUGAUAUACUAUUGUCACUGGUAAGAAAUUGUUUGGAGUCCCAUCCUUCCUUAUUUCAUUUCCUCACAUGGAGAGUACAGAAUCUGGAGUGAUUUCUAAUCAGGGACACGUAGGGGAGUUGCGAGUGUAGCGAGGCUGAGAAAGAGUGUCUGCCAUUCUGCAAUAUGACAGUCCUGCAAUUACAAUUUCAAAGUACAAUGUUCUGCUUAAUCACUUGGAGAGAAGGAUUUUAGUUUGACUGGAUAAGCUGCCAUUUGCUGACAUGGAAGAGUUGGGAUCACAGCCAGCCUCUACGUGUGGGGACUUUAAACAGAGUGGGCUAGGACCAGUGACAAUUGGUGAUAAUUCUUCUUUUGAUUCCCUGUCUGCACAAACAGUAUUCACUAACUUGUCACUGCCUCUUACAACACUGCACAUUAUUACAAGCUGGUGCAAAAAAUUAAAAGACUGUAUUGUAUGUAGAGGUGGGGUAUUUAAAAAAUUAAAUUUAAUAAAAUAUAAUA
Molecule: messenger RNA, 3042 nt
Organism: Erpetoichthys calabaricus (reedfish)
Lineage: Eukaryota; Metazoa; Chordata; Cladistia; Polypteriformes; Polypteridae
Product: zinc finger protein OZF-like
Exons: 3
Coding region: 854-2356 (500 amino acids)
Source: RefSeq, a predicted model, not a curated record